AGUUACAGUUCAGUACCGAAACUCAAUAUAUCUUUAGAUUUAUAACCUAAAAUUAUUUUUUUGACAUAAGUCUUCAAAAUAUUGAUGGAAUAUUACAUUUUAACACCUAAAAUUUUUUGUAUUACAUUUUGGUACCUAAACUUUUGAAGUUCUACAGAUAGGUCUAAUUCUUGUAUGUAUAAUUAAAUCACCCUUGAAUAAAUGGGUAUCCAUACCCAACUUACAAAUUUAAAUUAUGGAAGUAAAUAUUCAUAUCCUACCCAAACCCAUCUACGAACUUUCAACAUCAUAUAUUACUUACAAAACUGCUAACAAAAAAAUAAUUUUAGGCCAAUAAUAUUAACAAAACUCUAUAACGGGCCACAUAAUACAUGCCAAUAGGCCAUCUCUACUCCGCGACAAGACGCGUCAUCGCCACCUAGUAUAAAUAAAUGUAAGGAGGAUAUUAAAAAUAUAUCUCCUCUUUCCCCGAACCAUACUCUUCAUUCUUUUCUACUACAGUAAUCGCAUACAAACUAAGACCACCACUUGGAUGCAUAAAAAGUCUCCUCUCCCUUCAGAUCACUGAACGCCACAUGUGUGUCUAGUCUGGUCCAGUAAACAAAACAACAACGGAGAGUUGAAGCAGAAGAAUAGUAUACGAAGCCAACCGGCGCUAUAGGAGACAGCUGACACAUUCAAACUUGGAGUCGCUAACUAAAAUAUACAUAUAUCUAAUGCUGCCUCCAAAACUCUGCAGGAUCUCCACUCUGUACAGCUUGACUUUUUUUUUUCUUUUUUUUUUUCUUUGAUACACAUAUUACCGCUUGACUUGACCCACCCACCCCCAGAGCCCCAUCUUUCCCAUUGCAGCUUGUUACCUCUCUACAGCUCCCCCGGGCCGGGAUUAUAAAUACUAGACUCCCCAAUCUCAUUUCCUUCAGGGAAAGUAGCUAGCUAUCUUCAGCUUGCAACAAGUUCCCCAUACUCACUUAUUAAUUCAUUAUUAUUGUUGAUCGGAUCAAUAUAUAUAUAUUUAUAUAUUCACUCCGGCCAGGGAUCUGCCACCAACCCCUCCGCCGCAAGCUAAGCAAAUGGAGUACUCCCUCCUCCAAACCGUUCUCUACCUCGCCCUCCCUCUUCUCCUCCUCCUCCUUCCCAUCCUCACGCGCCGCCGCAGCCGCCUCCCACUCCCGCCUGGGCCCAAGGGCCUGCCCAUAAUCGGUAACAUGCUGAUGAUGGACCAGCUCACUCAUCGCGGGCUUGCCAAGUUAGCCCAGCAGUGGGGCGGAAUCUUCCACAUGAAGAUGGGGAACCUCCACAUGGUGACGGUGUCGUCCCCGGAAGUGGCGCGGCAGGUCCUGCAGGUUCAGGACAACAUCUUCUCCAACCGCCCCGCCAACAUCGCAAUCAGCUACCUCACCUACGACCGCUCCGACAUGGCCUUCGCCCACUACGGUCCUUUCUGGCGCCAGAUGCGCAAAAUCAGCGUCAUGAAGCUCUUUAGCCGCAAGCGGGCCGAGUCCUGGGAGUCCGUCCGAGACGAGGUCGACUCCAUGGUCUCCACCGUUGCCGCCAACGCCGGCAAGCCCAUGAACGUCGGGGAGCUCAUCUUCACCCUCACCAUGAACAUCACGUACCGGGCGGCGUUCGGCUCCAAGAACGAGGGCCAGGACGAGUUCAUCAAGAUUCUCCAGGAGUUCUCCAAGCUGUUUGGGGCUUUCAACAUUGCUGAUUUCAUCCCCGGGCUAGGAUGGAUGGAUCCACAGGGCCUCAACUCUAGGCUUGUCAAGGCCAGAGGUGCUCUUGAUAUAUUUAUUGAUAAAAUCGUGGACGAGCACCUGGAGAAGAGGAGGCUGAACCAGGCGGACGAUCCUAACCCGGACAUGGUGGACGACUUGCUGGCUUUCUACGACGACCAAGAUGCCAACGACAACAACAACAAAGCUACCGAUAACUCCGCCGACUCACUCAAGCUCACCAAAGACAACAUCAAAGCCAUCAUCAUGGAUGUGAUGUUUGGUGGGACUGAAACGGUGGCGUCAGCAAUCGAGUGGGCUAUGGCUGAACUGAUGAAGAGCCCAGAGGACCUGCGAGUGGUUCAGCAAGAGCUGGCGGAGGUUGUCGGUCUGGACCGCCGGGUCGAAGAGAGUGACUUUGAGAAGCUGAGCUUCCUGAAAUGCACGCUCAAGGAGACGUUGCGCCUCCACCCGCCGAUCCCGCUGCUCCUUCACGAGACGGCGGAGGAUGCGGAGGUGUGCGGCUAUUCCGUCCCGAAGAGGUCGCGGGUGAUGAUCAAUGCGUUCGCCAUCGGACGCGACCGGAACUCGUGGUCGGAACCGGACGUGUUCAAGCCGGCCAGGUUUCUCAAGGAAGGGAUGCCGGACUUCAAGGGGAGCAAUUUCGAGUUCCUGCCGUUCGGGUCGGGUCGGAGGUCCUGUCCGGGGAUGCAGCUGGGUCUGUACGCGCUGGAUCUCGGGGUGGCCCACUUGCUUCACUGCUUUAAAUGGGAGCUGCCCGACGGGAUGAAGCCUAAUGAUUUGGAUAUGAGUGAUGUUUUCGGACUCACCGCUCCCCGGGCCACCCGACUCGUGGCUGUGCCCACCCCGAGAUUGACCUGCCCGCUGUAACUAGCUGGCUGCAAGGAAUUUGAAUGGGGUUAAAUUUCAUUCUUGUUUUGUUUGUUUGACUGUUAUGCCUUUAUUUUCUCUUUCUUUUGUGGAUGAGUUUUUUUCACUUUUUUCUUUUUCUGAAACAAAAAUACUAUAUAUAUAUAUAUAUAUAUAUGUAUCAAGUACGAAUGAUGCAGAUACUUCUGGAAGGGGCCGAACAAAAUAGCUAGAGUCGGGGGGAAAAAUAACCAAGGAAUAAAUAUGGCAAAACAAAUUCUUGUUUGUUUUCUUCUUCUCCGCUGAUCUUGUACAUGCGGGAUCUUGGAUGUAAAAGAAUUCAUUUGUCUUUAUCAACGCUUCGUCAGUUUCUUACCACUGGUCCAAUGAUGCCCACAUCUGAUCUGAUCUGAUCGGGGAACCUACAAUUUGUAUGGUCUAUACUCUAUACAACACGUUUGUGGCUGUAUUCAACCGACCUCAAUUAACAAGGAAAAAAGCG
Molecule: messenger RNA, 3090 nt
Organism: Linum trigynum
Lineage: Eukaryota; Viridiplantae; Streptophyta; Magnoliopsida; Malpighiales; Linaceae
Source: the annotation of a GenBank genome assembly